This is a messenger RNA of Oncorhynchus tshawytscha (Chinook salmon), 20342 nucleotides long. It is a transcript of the gene neb, whose product is annotated as nebulin. Lineage: Eukaryota; Metazoa; Chordata; Actinopteri; Salmoniformes; Salmonidae. Gene Ontology annotation, molecular function: actin filament binding. The record is from RefSeq and is a predicted model, not a curated record. Gene Ontology annotation, cellular component: Z disc. Gene Ontology annotation, biological process: cardiac muscle thin filament assembly.
GGAAGUUGGGGAGGCUCUUUGGCGGCUUGGGAAACAAUUAAACUCUAAAGUAAACUGGCUUUAGGACAAAACACAAAUUGGAAUAUCAGUUUGGGACCCUAGUGGACAGCAAGUCAGCAGCUUCCUUUACUGUAAGGUUGCUGGAAAUACUACAGGAGUCUUUCUUGGAAACCCCUAAAACUGCAUCAUCAUGGAUGAGAAUGAAGAAAUUGAGGAGGAGUUUGAGGAGGAUGAGGAGAUUUUUGAGGAAGAGUAUUUUGAGGAGACGGUGACUUCGACUACCUCUCACCAGACCACAACUCAGGUGGGAGCAGAGGUGAAGCAACAGUCUGGCGCUCCGGUGAGAAGAGUCGUCAGGAAGAAGGCUAAGGUGGACACCUCCAAGUUCAUGACUCCUUACCUGGCCCACAGCCAGAAGAUGCUGGACUUGUUCUCCUACAACAAGUAUCGUCAUGCCUAUGACAAGGCUAAGGGGAAACCCUAUGACAUCUCGGCUGACACCCCUGAGAUGGUCCGGAUCAAGAAGGCUCAGGAGCAGCUGUCUGAGGUGAAAUACCGGAUGGAGGGAAAUAAGGUAAAGUGUACCAGUCUGUACGAUGGGGAGGCCAGAGAGAUCGCCCAUGUCAAGCAUGUCUCGGAGUUGAUCAGCAAGGUUCUGUACAGGGCCAAGUGGGAUGAGACUAAGGACAGGUACUUGCUGCCCCCUGAUGCCCCUGAGCUUGUCCUGGCUGUGAAGAAUGCUGCCAACUACAGCAAGAAACUGUACACAGAGGCCUGGGAUGAGGACAAGACCAUGUGCUAUCCCUACAGUGACUCUCCUGAGCUGCGCAGGGUGGCAAAGGCACAGGAGGUCCUCAGUGAUAUCUUGUACAAGAAGGGUCAUGCUGAACGCACGGCGAAGUACACCUCUCUGGCUGUCCCUAAUGAUAUGGAGUUGGCCAAGAAAAAUUUUGAACAGCGCAGUGACCUCAAGUACCAUGAGGACUACAACAAGAACGUCAAGGGCCACUGGUGCGAGACGCCCUACAUUGAUGUGGCUGUUGCGAGGGUGGCUAUGGACAACGUCAGCAAUAAAAAGUACACGGCUGCAUAUGAGGACAUAAAAGACCAAAUCAAUUUUAUGCAAACUGAGACGCCAGAAUACAAACAGAACAAGAAGGCUGGUCACGCUGCCAGCUCAAUCAAAUACAAGAAGGACUAUGAGAAGAGCAAAGCGGUGGCUGACUACAAUGUUCUCCCAGCCUCUGACAACCCUAUGCUCAGGCAGCUGAGAUACGCUGGCACCAUCUUGAGUGACAAAGUGUACAAGGCCAGCUAUGAGAAAUCGAGGGGGUCCAGUAUCAACUACUGUGACACGCCCAAAUUCAAGAUGGACUCUGUUGUACAAAAGUUCAGUGACGUACAUUAUAAAGACAAGUAUAAGAAUGAGGUGAAGGGACACUAUAUUGGCAGCUAUGAGGACAUCUACAUGCUUCACUGCAAGAAAGUGGAGGAAAUAAAGAGCGAGCAAAAUUACAAAGCAGAUUAUGAGGACAUCAAGACAAGAUGUUUCUAUCCUCAAACCAUGACGCCAGAAUAUGAGGCUUAUAAGAAAGUUGCACAGUGUAAAGAUAAAGUUUACCGGCAACAUCCGGACACAGUGAAAUUUACGCAAGUGACAGAUUCGCCUGUUCAAGUGCAAUCUGCCAUCAACGCCAAACAGCUGAGUGAUCUCAACUACCACGCGGCGUAUGAGUUGGAUAAGUUUAAGUGUGCCCUGCCGCCAGACUACCCAUUCUUCAUCCAGUCCAAAGUUAACGCAUUUAACCUUAGUGAUAAUUGUUACAAGUAUGAUUGGGAGAAAGCAAAAGCCAAGCAGUUCGAGUUUAAGGGUGAUGCUAUCUCAAUCCUUGCAGCCCGUGCCCACACAAAUAUAGCCAGUGACGUUAAAUACAAGAAGGAUUUUGAGAAGAACAAGGGAAAGAUGGUGGGAGCCCUCAGCAUCCAUGACGACCCCAAGAUGCUACACUCCAUGCACGUGGCCAAAAUACAGAGUGAUCGUGAGUACAAGAAGGACUACGAGAAGACAAAGACCAAGUACAUCACCACACUGGACAUGAUGUCUAACACCCUGGCCAAGAAGUCCCAGGGUAUCGCCAGCAUGGCCGGCUACAGGACCAUCCACAACCGCUACUUCCUGCCCUACGACGCCAUGUCCCUGGACCGGGCCAAGAAUGCCAACAUCAUCCAGAGUGACAAUGAAUACCAUUCAGACUACAACAACUUCACCAAAGGAUCUGGUUGGGUCACCUUCGGCUCCAUGGAAGUGGAGAAGGCCAAGAAAGCCGGAGAGAUCCUCAAUGAGAGAAAGUACCGUCAGCACCCAGACACCGUCCCAUUCACCUCCAUCGCUGACCACCCAGUCAUGAUGCAGGCCCAGGUCAACCAGCUAAUGAGGAGUGAUCUUCACUACAAGAAGGGUCUUGAGGAGAUCCACCAGAAGUACUCGCUGCCCCAUAAUGACCCCCAGUUCCUUCAGGCCAAAUGCAACGCCUACAACAUCAGCAAGAACUACUACAAGCAAAGCUGGGAGGAAACCAUUGCAAAAGGCUACGACAUGAGGCCAGAUGCUAUCUCUGUCAUCCAUGCUAAGCAUGGCAGACAUAUUGCCAGUGAUAUCCAGUACAAGAAAGACCAUGUGAAGGGAAGAGGCAAACAAGUGGGCUGCCGUAAUCUUCAGGAUGACCCCUUGCUGGUGCACUACAUGCAGGUGGCCAAGAUGCAGAGUGAGAGGAACUACAAGAAGGACUACCACAAGUCCAAGCUGAAGUACUGCUCUCCAGUUGACAUGAUGAGUGUUGCACAUGCUAAGCAAGCCUCUGCAGCGCAAACCUAUAUUGGCUACAGGAAGGUCCGACACCAUUACAGUCUUCUCCCUGACUCCAUGAACUUUGAGCUGGCUCGCACCAUGAACACCAACGCCAGUGAUGUGAACUACAAAGCGGACUGGGAGAACUAUGUGAAGGGAACUGGCUGGAUCCCUAUCGGAUCCAUUCCAGUAGAGCUAGCCAAGCAGGCCGGCGCCGCUCUGGAUGAGCACAAGUACAGGCAGCACCCUGAAAACUUUAAAUUCACUAGCAAGAUGGACGGCAUGAAUAUGGAGCUGUGCAAGCAGAACCAAAAGAUUAUGAAUGUUCAUGACUAUAAAGCCAGUGGAGAGAAGUUCCUGCACACCUACAAUCUCCCUGCAGAUGCACCAGAGUUUAUGCAAGCCAAAUACAACGCUGUCAACAUCAGCACGAACUAUUACACAUACGCUCACCGUCAAGACAUUCUCAAAGGACACCAGAUGAAGGCAGAUGCCAUCCCCAUCCUCGCUGCCAGGGCCUGCACUAAUAUUGCCAGCAAUUACAAGUACAAGCUGGCGUACGAGAAGGGAAGAGGCAAACAAGUGGGCUGCCGUAAUCUUCAGGAUGACCCCUUGCUGGUGCACUACAUGCAGGUGGCCAAGAUGCAGAGUGAGAGGAACUACAAGAAGGACUACCACAAGUCCAAGCUGAAGUACUGCUCCCCAGUUGACAUGAUGAGUGUUACACAUGCUAAGCAAGCCUCCGCAGCACAAACCUAUGCUGGCUACAGGAAGAGCCUCCACAACUACACUCUUCUCCCUGAGGCUAUGCCUGUUCAGCUGGCUCGUACCAUGAUGGAGAUCCAGAGCGACAACACCUAUAAGUCUGACUACAACAACGUGUACAGGGGUUCUGGCUGGAUUCCUAUUGGCUCUAUGGAGGUGGAGUUGGCUAAGACAGCCAAGGCAGCCCUAGAUGAGCACGGCUACCGUGUGCACCCCAGCACCCUGAAGUUCACCAGUCUGACUGACCAGAUGAACAUGGCCCUUGCCAUGACCAACACCAAGUUACUUGAUGACGCUUCAUACAGAGCGUCUGGCGAGAAGUUCAAGCACACGUACAACCUGCCUGCAGACAGCCCUCAGUUCCUCCAGGCCAAGUACAACGCCCAGACCCUGAGUGAGUCUCACUACAAGCACAAGUGGGUGGAAGAUAUCGCCAAAGGCUACGACAUGAGGCCAGAUGCUAUCUCUGUCAUCCAUGCUAAGCAUGGCAGACAUAUUGCCAGUGAUAUCCAGUACAAGAAAGACCAUGUGAAGGGAAGAGGCAAACAAGUGGGCUGCCGUAAUCUUCAGGAUGACCCCUUGCUGGUGCACUACAUGCAGGUGGCCAAGAUGCAGAGUGAGAGGAACUACAAGAAGGACUACCACAAGUCCAAGCUGAAGUACUGCUCCCCAGUUGACAUGAUGAGUGUUGCACAUGCUAAGCAAGCCUCUGCAGCGCAAACCUAUAUUGGCUACAGGAAGAUCCGACACCAUUACAGUCUUCUCCCUGACUCCAUGAACUUUGCGUUGGCUCGCACCGUGAAUGCCAGUUGCAGUGACUACGAGUACAAGUCUGACUGGAACAACUAUGUGAGAGGAACGGGAUGGAUUCCUGUUGGCUCGCUGCCGGUGGAGCUUGCAAAGGUUGGCGCGGACAUCCAGAGUGAACAUAAGUACCGUACACACCCUUCCAAAUUCCAGUUCAAGAAGCUGAUGGACUCCAUGGACAUGGUCCUGGCCACUGACAACAACAAGAUCAUGAACAAGCAAGAAUACACCAAACAAUGGCACAAGGACAAGCUCACAGUCCAUGUGAUGCCAGAUGCCCCUGAGAUUGUCCUGGCCAAGGCUAAUGCUAUCAACAUGAGUCAGAAACUCUACAAAUCCGGUCUGGAGGACAUGUAUAGAAAGGGCUACGAUCUCAAACCUGAUGCCAUUGCCAUUCUGGCUGCCAAGAAAGGCACUACCAUUGCCAGUGACUACAAGUACAAGCUGGCGUACGAGAAGGGAAGAGGCAAACAAGUGGGCUGCCGUAAUCUUCAGGAUGACCCCUUGCUGGUGCACUACAUGCAGGUGGCCAAGAUGCAGAGUGAGAGGAACUACAAGAAGGACUACCACAAGUCCAAGCUGAAGUACUGCUCUCCAGUUGACAUGAUGAGUGUUGCACAUGCUAAGCAAGCCUCUGCAGUGCAAACCUAUACUGGCUACAGGAAAGUCCAACACCACUACACUCUUCUCCCUGACUCCAUGAACCUUGAGCUGGCUCGCACCAUGAAUGCCAGUUGCAGUGAUUACGAGUACAAGUCUGACUGGAACAACUAUGUGAGAGGAACGGGAUGGAUUCCUGUUGGCUCGCUGCCGGUGGAGCUUGCAAAGGUUGGCGCGGACAUCCAGAGUGAACAUAAGUACCGUACACACCCUUCCAAAUUCCAGUUCAAGAAGCUGAUGGACUCCAUGGACAUGGUCCUGGCCACUGACAACAACAAGAUCAUGAACAAGCAAGAAUACACCAAACAAUGGCACAAGGACAAGCUCACAGUCCAUGUGAUGCCAGAUGCCCCUGAGAUUGUCCUGGCCAAGGCUAAUGCUAUCAACAUGAGUCAGAAAACCUACAAAGCAGGUCUGGAGGCAAUGUAUAAUAAGGGUUACGACCUGAAGGUUGAUGCCAUCACCAUCCAGGCUGCCAAGCAGGGCACCAAAAUCGCCAGCGACUACAAGUACAAGCUGAAUCACCAGAAGAAUAGGGGAAAACAAGUGGGCUGCCGUAAUCUUCAGGAUGACCCCUUGCUGGUGCACUACAUGGAGGUGGCCAGGUUGCAGAGUGACAAGAACUACAAAAAGGACUACCACAAGUCUAAGCUGAAGUACCACUCCCCAGUAGACAUGAUGAGUAUUGCGCAUGCCAAACACGCCUCCACAGUGCAGACGUAUGCAGGCUACAGGAAGAUCCAGCACCAUUACACUGUGCUUGCCGAUGCCAUGAAUGUGGAGUUGGCUAAGCAGAUGCAGACGAUCGCUAGUGAUAAUUUGUACAAAAGUGACUAUGAGACUUACAUCAAAGGCACAGGAUGGAUUCCCAUUGGUUCUCUGGAUGUAGAGAAAGCCAAAACAGCUAGCCUGAUUGGCAGUGAGAAACUUUACCGCCAACACCCCAGCGGCUUCAAGUUUACCAAAGACAUGCACUCCAUGGACCUUGUCCUGGCCAGUGCUAACAAUGCGAUCAUGAACAAGCAAACGUACAUUGACACCUGGAAUAAGGAUAAGACUACUGUCCACAUGAUGCCAGACUCAAUGGAGGUGGUUUUGGCCAGAGCCAACAAGAUCAACUGCAGCAAUACACUGUAUAAGCUUGCCAAUGAACAGGACAAGAAGAAGGGUUAUGACCUGCGCAACGAUGCUAUUGCAAUCCAGGCAGCCAAACAGGGCACAUCCAUUGCUAGCGAUUUCAAAUACAGGGCUGGCUACCGUAAACAGAUUGGCCACCACAUUGGAGCCCGCUGUAUCGAGGAUGACCCUCUGCUCAUGCUGGCUCUGAACUCAGCUAAGAUUGCCAGUGAUGCUCUGUACAAGAAAGACUUCCACAAGUCCAAGACAAGGUUCCAUCUCCCAUUGGACAUGAUUGCCUUUGAGUUGGCCAAAAAGAACCAGAUUCAGGUCAACCAUGCCAAAUAUGUAACUCGCCUGCACAACUGGACCUGUCUGCCAGACUCCAGUGAUGUCGUCCAUGCCAGACAUGUCUAUGAUAUAGCGAGUGAUGCUGUGUACAAGGCUGAUCUCAAGAGCCUACAAGGUAUCGGAUGGGUUCCCAUCGGCUCACUUGAUGUUGAGAAGGCAAAGAAAGCCUCAGAGGUCCUGAGUGAGAAGCUGUAUCGUCAGCACCCAAGCAACUUCAAGUUCACCAGCUCAGUUCAAGACAUGGGAAUGGUUUUGGCUAAACAAAAUAAUGAUAAUGCCAACAAGCAAGCGUACACUGAGGCCUGGGAGAAGGACAAGACCAAGAACCACAUUAUGCCAGAUGCGAUGGAAGUGGUUUUGGCCAAUGCAAACAAGUCCAACUACAGUUGGAACCAAUACAGAAAAGCAAUGGAAGAGGAUAAGAAGAAGGGCUAUGAUUUGCGCAAUGAUGCCAUUGCUAUCAUCGCAGCCAAGCACGGCAGGGAAAUUAUCAGUGAUCACAAGUACAAGACUGGCUACCGUAAGCAGGUUGGCCACCACAUUGGAGCCCGCUGCGUUGAGGAUGACCCUCUACUUAUGCUGGCUAUUAACUCAGCUAAGAUUGCCAGUGAUGCCCUGUACAAGAAGGAUUUCCACCAGUCCAAAACCAAGUUCCACCUCCCAUUGGACAUGAUUGCCUUUGAGUUGGCCAAAAAGAACCAGAUUCAGGUCAACCAUGCCAAAUAUGUAACUCGCCUGCACAACUGGACCUGUCUGCCAGACUCCAGUGAUGUCGUCCAUGCCAGACAUGUCUAUGACAUAGCGAGUGAUGCUGUGUACAAGGCUGAUCUCAAGAGCCUGCAAGGUAUCGGAUGGGUUCCCAUCGGCUCACUUGAUGUUGAGAAGGCAAAGAAAGCCUCAGAGGUCCUGAGUGAGAAGCUGUAUCGUCAGCACCCAAGCAACUUCAAGUUCACCAGCUCAGUUCAAGACAUGGGAAUGGUUUUGGCUAAACAAAAUAAUGAUAAUGCCAACAAGCAAGCGUACACUGAGGCCUGGGAGAAGGACAAGACCAAGAACCACAUUAUGCCAGAUGCGAUGGAAGUGGUUUUGGCCAAUGCAAACAAGUCCAACUACAGUUGGAACCAAUACAGAAAAGCAAUGGAAGAGGAUAAGAAGAAGGGCUAUGAUUUGCGCAAUGAUGCCAUUGCUAUCAUCGCAGCCAAGCACGGCAGGGAAAUUAUCAGUGAUCACAAGUACAAGACUGGCUACCGUAAGCAGGUUGGCCACCACAUUGGAGCCCGCUGCGUUGAGGAUGACCCUCUACUUAUGCUGGCUAUUAACUCAGCUAAGAUUGCCAGUGAUGCCCUGUACAAGAAGGAUUUCCACCAGUCCAAAACCAAGUUCCACCUCCCAUUGGACAUGAUUGCCUUUGAGUUGGCCAAAAACCAGAUUCAGGUCAACCAUGCCAAAUAUGUAACUCGCCUGCACAACUGGACCUGUCUGCCAGACUCCAGUGAUGUCGUCCAUGCCAGACAUGUCUAUGACAUAGCGAGUGAUGCUGUGUACAAGGCUGAUCUCAAGAGCCUACAAGGUAUCGGAUGGGUUCCCAUCGGCUCACUUGAUGUUGAGAAGGCAAAGAAAGCCUCAGAGGUCCUGAGUGAGAAGCUGUAUCGUCAGCACCCAAGCAACUUCAAGUUCACCAGCUCAGUUCAAGACAUGGGAAUGGUUUUGGCUAAACAAAAUAAUGAUAAUGCCAACAAGCAAGCGUACACUGAGGCCUGGGAGAAGGACAAGACCAAGAACCACAUUAUGCCAGAUGCGAUGGAAGUGGUUUUGGCCAAUGCAAACAAGUCCAACUACAGUUGGAACCAAUACAGAAAAGCAAUGGAAGAGGAUAAGAAGAAGGGCUAUGAUUUGCGCAAUGAUGCCAUUGCUAUCAUCGCAGCCAAGCACGGCAGGGAAAUUAUCAGUGAUUACAAGUACAAGGCAGGCUACCGUAAACAGGUUGGCCAUCACAUUGGAGCCCGCUGUGUCGAGGAUGACCCUCUGCUCGUGCUGGCGCUUAACUCAGCUAAGAUUGCCAGCGAUGCUCUGUACAAGAAGGACUUCCACCAGUCCAAAACCAAGUUCCACCUCCCAUUGGACAUGAUGGCCUUUGAGUUGUGCAAGAAGAACCAGAUCCAGGUCAAUGACUUCAACUACAGAACUCGCCUGCACAACUGGACCUGUCUGCCAGACUCCAGUGAUGUCGUCCAGGCCAGACAUGUCUAUGACAUUAAUAGUGAGGCGGUGUACAGGGCUGACACGAAGUGGCUCAGGGGAAUGGGAUGGGUCCCCAUUGGCUCACUUGAUGUGGAAAAAGCAAAGAAGGCCGCCGAGAUCUUGAGUGAGAGGAAAUACCGCCAGCACCCCAGCACUCUGGCCUUCAAAAGCCCCCUCGACAGCAUGGAUAUCGUUCUGGCCAAAAGUAAUGCCCAGAUCAUGAACAAGCGCCAGUAUGUUGAACAAUGGGAUGCUGAUAAGAUCAAAAUCCACGUCGGCAAUGAGCUUCCAGAGCUUGUGCUGGCCAAGGCCAACGCGAUCACCCUGAGCAACAAACUGUACAGACAAGGAUUUGAUGAUACCAUCAAGAAGGGCUAUUACCUACCUGUCGAUGCUAUCUCCGUUAAGGCUGCCAAGCACGGCAGAGAGAUUAUCAGCGAUUACAAGUACAAGGCUGGAUACAGCAAGCAGCUUGGCCACCACAUUGGAGCGCGCUGCGUUGAGGAUGACCCUCUGCUCAUACUGGCUAUUAACUCAGCCAAGAUUGCCAGUGAUGCCCUGUACAAGAAGGACUUCCACCAGUCCAAAACCAAGUUCCACCUCCCAUUGGAUAUGAUGGCCUUUGAGUUGUGCAAGAAAAACCAGAUCCAGGUCAAUGACUUCAACUACAGAACCAAACUGCACAACUGGACCUGUCUGCCAGACUCCAGUGAUGUCGUCCAUGCCAGGAGGGUCUACGAUCUGCAUAGUGACGCUGUCUACCAUGCCGACAUGGAGUUCAUUAGAGGUACUGGCUGGGUCCCCAUUGGCUCUCUGGAUGUGUUGAAAGCCAAGAAAGCUUCAGAGAUCCUGAGCGACCGCCUCUACAAGCAGAAACCAGAUACUCUUAAAUAUACCACCGACAUGCACUCCAUGCCUAUGGUGCUGGCCAAGGCCAAUGCUGAGAUCAUGAACAAGGGCAACUAUGUUGCACAAUGGGAUGCUGAUAAGGUCAAAAUCCACGUCGGCAAUGAGCUUCCAGAACUUGUGCUGGCCAAGGCCAACGCGAUCAACAUAAGCAACAAAACAUACAAAUCCGAACUGGAGGAGAUGUACAAGAAGGGCUAUGACCUGAAAAACGAUUGUAUCGCCAUCAAAGCUGCCAAGCAUAGUAGAGAAAUCAUCAGUGAUUACAAGUACAAGGCAGGCUACCGUAAACAGGUUGGCCAUCACAUUGGAGCCCGCUGUGUCGAGGAUGACCCUCUGCUCGUGCUGGCGCUUAACUCAGCCAGAAUUGCUAGUGAUGCCCUGUACAAGAAGGACUUCAACAAAUCCAAGACUAAAUUCCACCUGCCAGUGGACAUGCUGACCAUUGAACUGGCCAAGAAAUGCCAGAUUCAGGUCAAUGACUUCAACUACAGAACUCGCCUGCACAACUGGACCUGUCUGCCAGACUCCAGUGAUGUCGUCCAGGCCAGGAAGGUCUAUGCUCUGCAUAGUGACGCUGUGUACAGGGCUGAUUUGGAGUGGCUCAGAGGCACUGGCUGGGUCCCUAUUGGCUCGAUCGACGUUGAGAAAGCCAAGAAGGCCAGCGAGAUCCUGAGCGAGAGGAAAUAUCGCCAGCAUCCAAGCAACUUCAAGUUUACCGCCACAACCGACGGAAUGCCUUAUGCCUUGGCUGCGGCCAAUGCCCAGAUAAUGGACAAGCGCCAGUAUGUUGAACAGUGGGAGGCUGAUAAGGUCAACAUCCACGUCGGCAAUGAGCUGCCAGAGCUUGUGCUGGCCAAGGCCAACGCGAUCAUCCUGAGCAACAAACACUACCGUGAAGGAUUUGACGAGAUGAUCGGACAGGGCUAUCACCUGGAUAAGGAUGCCAUUGCUGUCCAACAUGCCAAGAAGGGCAGAGAAAUCAUCAGUGAUUACAAGUACAAGGCCGGCUUCCGCAAUCAGUGUGGCCACCAUGUUGGAGCCCUAUGCAUUGAGGAUGACCCUCUGCUUGUGAUGGCUGCCAAUGCCGCCAGGAUUUCCAGUGAUAUUCUCUACAAGAAGGACUUCCACCUCACCAAGACCAAGUUCCGUCUCCCACUUGACAUGAUGUCCUUCGACUUGGCCAAGAAAGGCCAGACCCAGAUCCAAGAAUUCUCCUACAGAACUAAACUGCACAACUGGACCUGUAUGCCAGACAACACUGAUGUUGUCCAAGCCAGGAAGGUCUACGAUCUGCAUAGUGACGCUGUGUACAGGGCUGAUCUGGAGUGGCUUAGAGGGUGCGGCUGGUUGCCCCAGGGUUCUGUGGAUGUCAUUAAGGCUAAAAAUGCCCAAACCAUCCUCAACGAAAGGCUGUACCGCCAGCCCCCCAGCUCUAUCAAAUUCACCAGUGUCAUUGACUCUCCAGAGUUUGUCCUGUCAAAGCAGAAUGCUGAGACCCUCAGUGGUAGGAAAUAUAGAGAAGUUUGGGAUACUGAGAAGACCAAUAUCCACCUGAACAAUGACCUACCUUCUAUAGUGCUGUCCAAGGCUAAUGCUAUUGCCAUCAGCAACAAACUGUACACUAAGGAUUGGGAUGCUGACAAGGCUAAGGGAUACCACAUCAAGGAGGACGCCAUCGCUGUGCUGAAGGCCAGAAAAUCUAGAGACAUCAUCAGCGACUACAAAUACCACGAGGGCUACCGCAAGCAGGUUGGCCACCACAUUGGAGCCCUCAGCGUCAAUGAUGACCCUCUAAUCAUGUUGGCUCUGAACUCAGCCAAAAUUGCCAGUGAUGCCCUGUACAAGAAGGACUUCAACAAGUCCAAGACCAAGUUCCACCUCCCAGUCGACAUGCUGACCAUUGAACUGGCCAAGAAAUGCCAGGUCCAGGUCAACGACUUCAACUACAGAACUCGCCUGCACAACUGGACCUGUCUGCCAGACUCCACUGAUGUCGUCCAGGCCAGGAAAACCUAUGAUCUGCAGAGCGAUGCUGUGUACAAGGCUGAUCUGGAGUGGCUCAGGGGAUGUGGUUGGAACCCCCAUGAGUCUGUGGAGGUGUUGAAAGUCAAACACGCCCAAGCGGUCCUGGCUGACAGAGGUUACCGCGUCAAGUUGGAUCAGCAGAUGUUCACGGCUCCUGUGGACCGAAUGGACCUGGUUUGCGCUAAGAACGCGGCAGAUAUCCUCAAUGAGGCUAAUUACCGUGCACUCUGGCACACAGAGAAGACUAAGUACACAAUCACAGACACCCCAGUACUGGCAACAGCAAGAGAGGUGGCCAAGAAUCUCCAUCCAAAACUGUACACCAAGGACUGGGAUAAGGUCAAAGCCACCGGCUUCUUCAUGCCCGGAGAUGCUGUUCCCAUCAAGCAGUGCAUCCACAACAAUAAAGUCCAGAGCGAUCACAAAUACAAGGCAGAAUACCGUAAGCAGGCUGGCCAUCACAUUGGAGCCCGCUGCGUCGAGGAUGACCCUCUGCUCAUGCUGGCUCUGAACUCAGCCAAGAUCGCCUCUGAUGCCCUGUACAAGAAAGACUUCAAUAAGUCCAAGACCAAGUUCCAUCUGCCAGUGGACAUGCUGUCUUUUGAGCUGGCCAAGAAAUGCCAGGUCCAGGUCAAUGACAAACAUUACAGGACCCAUCUACACAACUGGACCUGUCUGCCAGACUCCACUGACGUCAAACAGGCCCGCAAAGCGUACGACCUUCAGAGUGACUUUGUCUACAAGGCCGAUCUGGAAUGGCUCCGUGGCUGUGGAUGGAUGGCUGCAGACUGUGUCGAUCACGUCAAAGUUAGGAAUGCCCAGAAGAUCAUGAACGAGAGGCUUUACAAGAAGGAUGCCAAAGACAACUUUGCCAAAUACACACACAUCGUGGAUCGUCCUGAAAUUAUCCUGGCCACCAUCAAUGCUUUUAACCUCAGUGAUCUGAAGUACAAGGAGACUUUCAACGCAGAGAAGGGCAAGUACAUCGGCUCAGAGGACACACCCCAGCUGGCCCAUAGCAGAGAGGUCGCCAAGGUCAUCAGUGAGAAAUACUACAAACUGGCUUGGGACGAAAGCAAAGCCACUGGUUACCAGCUCGACCCUCAGUACAUUCCAGUAGUCGGAGCCAAGAAGAACAGGGAGAUCAUCAGUGACGCUAAGUACCAUGACGCCCAUGAGAAGGCCAAGGGCCACUACCUGGCUGGCACCCUGGUGGACUUCCCUGAGGUGAUGCGCUGUGGAGAACAGGAGAAACAGAAGGGCCUGAGGGAUUACCAGAAGGAGUAUAACACCAACAAGAUCAAGAACCACAUCCCCGCUGACAUCAUUCCCAACGUGGUGGCUAAGAGGUCUCAGGACAUGCUCAGUGAUGUGCUGUACCGCACCUACCUGCACAACUGGACCUGCCACCCCGAACAGGAGGACGCUAUCAGAGCCCGCAAGAACAACGAGAUCCUGAGCGAUGUGUACUACAAAGAUGACCUGAACUGGAUGAAGGGUAUUGGUUGCUAUGUCUGGGACACACCUGAGAUUGUCCGCGCCAAGAAUGCCUACAUGCUACAGAGCGAGCUCAAAUACAAAGAGGAGGGUAAGAAGGAAUUCAACAACUACUCCAUUGUGACAGACACCCCUGCCUAUGUGACUGCUAUCCUGGGUCACACCUGGGCCAGUGAUCUGAACUACAGGGAGGCUUACCAUAAGGAAAAACAUAUGUAUACCACAAUUCUGGAUACCUACGACUACGUGCGCUACGCCAACCUCAAGCACAUCUACAGCACCAAAACGUAUACAUCUGCCUGGGACCAGAUCAAGGCUAAGGGUUACACGCUGCCAUCAGACUCCCACGCCAUGAAACACGCCAAACAACAGAAGGUCAUCCUCAGCAGUGUCAAAUACAGGGAGGAUUAUGAGAGGUUCAAGUCCCUCUACAGUCUGCCCAAGUCCCUAGAGGACGACCCACAAACUCUCCGCUGCAUCAAAGCCGGACAGAUGGGUCUUGACCGCUUGUACAAGGCAGACUAUGAGAAGACCAAGGCCAAGAACCACAUCCCUCCAGACAUGCUACAUGUCUUGUCAGCCCGUCAAACUCAGAACCAUGUCAGUGAGAUCGGUUACAGGAAGUACCUGCACCAGUGGAUCUGUAUGCCUGAUAUGCAGGUGUACGCCCAGGCACGCAAGGUCAACGAGCAGCUCAGCGACGUCUUCUACAAGGAUGACCUGAACUGGCUGAAGGGAAUUGGCUGCUAUGCUUGGGACACCCCUGAGAUCUUGCGCGUCAAGGCUGCUGACAACCUGCAGAGCGAGAACAAGUACAGAGCCAAGGGCAUUGAGGCAUUCAAGGAGUACUCUAUGGUCAUCGACACUCCUACCUAUGAAACAGCCAAACAGAGUGCUCAGAACCUGAGCGAUCUCCACUACCGUAAUGACUACGUCACCAAUGUCAAGGGAACUAACUCCUCCCCCGCUGUCACCGUUGACACAGAGAGGGCACGCCUGGCCAACUACAACCAGAGUGAUAACUUCUACAAAGAGGCCAACAAGAACUUCAUGCCUACUGGCUACUCUCUACCCCACGACAAUCCUCUAAUGAAGCAGGCUCAGCACAACACCAUCGUUGUCAGCAGCGUGAAGUACAAGAAUGACUAUGAAAAGUCAAAGGCUACGAACUACACCCUAGACCCAGAAGGUGUCAGCUUCGUCAACAUCAGGAAUGCCAACAAGGUCACCAACCCGCGUCUGUACCGUGAGCUGUAUGAGAAGGAGAAGGACAAGGUCCACAGCACCUACGACACACCUGAGAUCAGACAGGUCAAGAUGACCCAGAAGGCCGUCAGCGACUUGUGUUACAAGGAGAAGUACUUCGCCAACAGAGGCACCAUGAUCCCCAUGGGCAUCACUCCCCAGAUGAUACACUGCAACCACGUCAACGAGAUCACCAGUGACCUGAGAUACAAGGAGGACCUUCUGUGGCUGAGAGGCGUUGGCUGCUUCAUGUAUGACACACCUGAGAUGGUCACUGUCCGCAACAUUAGCAAGUUCAGGGCCAACUAUGAUGUUGAGGCAAAGAAGAACCGUGCCAACUUUACUGUGGUCCUGGGCACACCAGAGUACCAGCGCAUCACUGAGCUCAAGACCCACAUGAGCAACCUGAAGUACAGAGCCAAAGGCAAUGUGGAGAAGAGCAAGUGCACCACCACCCUGGACUCCCUUGAGGUCCAGAGAGUCAAAUGGGCCCAACAGCUCAGCAACAAGUUUAUGUACACUGACCUGGCCUCCAAGGAAAGAGCCCACUUCACUCCGGAGAUCAACACCCCCAUAAUGGACCACGCCAGGGCUAUGAAGGUGGUCUUCAGCGAGAUCAAAUACAAAGAUCAGUAUGAGAAGAUGAAGCACAAGUACACCAGCAUCCAUGACACACCCAUCCUGGUCCGGGCCAAGAAGGCCUACCUACAGUCCAGUGAUCUGCGCUACAAGGAGAGCUUUGAGCAAGCCAAGGGUCACUACCACAGCGUCAAGGAUGCCCUGGACAUCGUGUGUCACCGCAGGGUCACCGAUGACAUCAGCGAGGUCAAAUACAGAGAGAAGUACAACAACACUCUGGGUACGUGGAGAUCCAUCCCCGACCGUCCCGAGUUCUUCCACAGCAAAAUCAUCUAUGAUAACGUCAGCAACGUCAAGUACAAGGAGGACCUGGAUUGGCUGAAGGGUAUUGGCUGCUAUGUGUGGGACAGACCUGAGAUGGUCCAGGCUGAGAAGAACAAAAGCCUCUACAGUGAGAGACUCUACAAAGCAACUUUUGAGAAGAACAGACACCAGUUCAAGUACACAAGUGAUACUCCAUUCUUCCAGGCCGCCAAGAAUGCCUCCGUUAUCAUCAACGAAAGGCGCUAUAGAGCAGCCUAUGAGAAGACCAAGGAUAAGUACAGCAGUGUGUUGGAUGAUCCUAGAAACCUCCUGGCUAAGGAGAACGCCAAGAAUAGCCAGUGGAAGUACAGGGCGCAGUAUGAGCGCGCUAAGAACAAGUUCACCUCCAUCCUGGAGACACCUGAGCAUGAGAGCCACAAACGCAGCAAAGCCAUAUUAGACAAUGUCUACAAGAUGGAGUAUAACAAGAACAAGGCUAAGGGCUACACCCUGGGCCAUGACACUCCACACAGCACACACAUGAAGAAGGUCAAGGAGAUCACCAGCGUGCUGAAGUACAAGGAGAUGUAUGAGAGGAGCAAGGCCCAGAUCAACAUGGACCCUGAAUCCUUUGAAAUCCGCGCUGCCAAGGAAGCCUACAAGAACAUCAGCAAUCUGGACUACAGGAAGAAGUACCAGGCCACCAAAAACAAGUGGAUCUGGACUGUCGACAGACCUGACUUUAUCCACGCUGCCAAGGCCAACUUCCAGCAGAGUGAUGUUGAAUACAAGUAUGACAAGGAGAUGAUGAAGGGUUGUGUGAUGUCCAUCGUGGAUGACAAGUUAGCCAUCCUGGCUAAGAAGAAUGCUGAUUUCAGCAAUGUGAAAUACAGAGAGAAGUUUGAGAAGGCAAAAGGCCAGUAUAAGACUGUUCUGGACACUCCUGCUAACCUUCAUGCCAAGUCAGUGCGCAUUCUGGCAUCUGAGAGCAAAUACAAACUGGCCAGCAAGAUGGAGCAUCAGACCAGCAAAUUCAACACUCUGCCCACGACCCGCGAUACCAUCCACGCCAAGGACAUGGGCAAACUGGUCAGCGAGAAACAGUACAAGAAGAAGUUUGAGAAGGAGAAGGGCAAGUCCAAGUACAACAACAUGAGUGUGCCUCCCGAUGUGCAGCACGCCAUGGACGUAGCCAAGAAUCAGAGCAAUUUUGCCUACAGGCAGGGCGCUAAGGCCAAGCUCAACUACACCUCUGUGGCUAUGCGCCCAGACAUCAUGAAGGCCACCCAGGCCUCCAAGCUCACCAGCAAUAUUGGUUACCGUGACAAAGCUCGCCAGGAGGCUGCCCAUGGAGGCUCACUGACCCACCGUCCAGACAUCGCUCUGGCUACUGCAGUUUCCAAGCUGACCAGCCAGGUGCAGUACAAGGCCAAGUUUGACAAGGAGAAGGGGCUCAGGCCAAAGUAUGACAUGAAGGAGAGUGUGGUUUACAAGACUCAGAAGGAUGCACACAAGCUGGCUAGUGAGGUGAAGUACAAGGGUGACCUGAAGAAGCUGCACAAACCUGUAACAGACAUGGCAGAGUCUCUGUCCAUGCAGCACAACCUGAGCACCAGCAAGCUGUCCAGUGAUUACCAGUACAAGAAGAAACAUGAGGACAGUAAGGGUCACUACCUCAUGAUCGCUGACUCACCAGAACAGCUUCAUCACAAGGAGGCUUCAGAACUACAGAGUCACGUGAAGUACAAGGAGAAGUAUGAGAAGGCUAGAGGAAAGGCCAUGCUGGACUUCGAGACCCCCACCUAUGUGACGGCUAAGGAGGCCCAGCACAUGCAGAGCGCGAAAGACUAUCAUAAGGAAUAUGAGGAGUCCAUAAAGGGAAAGAACCUCUCAGGCUUGGAGGUCACCCCUGCCAUGUUACAUGUCAGACACGCCACCAAAAUAGCCAGCGAGAAAGAGUACAGGAGGGAUCUAGAGGAGGGGGUGAAGGGUAAAGGGCUAACUGUUUUUGAGGAAACUCCGGAGCUUUUGAGAGCAAGAAAUGCCACUGCUAUCCUGAGUCAGAAAGAGUACAAGAAGACAUUGGAGACAGAGAUAAAGGGCAAAGGAAUGUCGGCUUUGGCUACAGACACGCCAGACUUCAUGAGGGCUAGGAAUGCUACAGACAUCCUCAGCCAGCAAAAGUACAAGCAGACUGCUGAGGCGGACAGGGCUAGCUACACUAGUGUUAUCGACACCCCUGACAUCCUCCACGCACAGAAUAUCAGGAACAUGGUCAGCCAGAAAAAGUACAAGGAGGAGGCUAAGAAUACCAUGUCUCACUAUGUGCCCGUCCUGGACACCCCUGAGAUGAUGAGAGUCCGUGAGAACCAGAAAAACUUCAGCACUCUUCAGUACCAGACAGACCACCUUAAAAACGUUAAGGGCAAAGUGUCAUCAAUAAAGGACACCCCUGAAAUGCUACGUGUUAAAGAGAAUACAAAGAAUUUCAGCUCGAUUCAGUACAAAGAGGAUUUGGGAGGAGGAACAGCUCUGUCAGACACCCCAGAGAUGGACAGAGUUAAACGCAAUCAGACAAACAUUAGCACGAUAAAGUACAAGGACUCGUUGGGUCAGGGAACAGCUGUCUCAGACCUACCUGAGGUGAAGAGGGUUCGUGAGAUGCAGAAGAACAUCAGCUCGAUUCAGUACAAAGAGGAUUUGGGAGGAGGAACAGCUCUGUCAGACACCCCAGAGAUGGACAGAGUUAAACGCAAUCAGACAAACAUUAGCACGAUAAAGUACAAGGACUCGUUGGGUCAGGGAACAGCCGUCUCAGACCUACCUGAGGUGAAGAGGGUUCGUGAGAUGCAGAAGAACAUCAGCUCGAUUCAGUACAAAGAGGAUUUGGGAGGAGGAACAGCUCUGUCAGACACCCCAGAGAUGGACAGAGUUAAACGCAAUCAGACAAACAUUAGCACGAUAAAGUACAAGGACUCGUUGGGUCAGGGAACAGCCGUCUCAGACCUACCUGAGGUGAAGAGGGUUCGUGAGAUGCAGAAGAACAUCAGCUCGAUUCAGUACAAAGAGGAUUUGGGAAGAGGGACAGCUCUGUCAGACACCCCAGAGAUGGAGAGAGUUAAACGCAAUCAGCAACACAUUAGCACGAUAAAGUACAAGGACUCGUUGGGGCAGGGCACAGCCGUCUCAGACCUACCAGAGGUGAAGAGGGUCCGUGAGAUGCAGAAGAACAUCAGCUCGGUGUUGUAUAAGGACAGUUCUGCUAAAGGAACACCCCAAGUGUUCACUCCAGAGAUGGAGAGAGCGAAACGGAACCAAGAACAAAUUAGCUCGGUGUUGUACUCUGACAGCUUCCGUAAGCAGGUCCAGGGCAAGGCUGCCUUUGUGUUGGACACACCUGAGAUGAGACGGGUCAAGGAGACUCAACGCAACAUUUCUGGAGUGAGAUACCACCAGGACUUUGAAAGGACUAAGGGCAGCUUCACUCCCACUACCUCGGACCCUGUCAUGGACCGCGUGAAGAAGAACACCCAGGAGUUCAGCGACAUCAACUACCGUGGCAUCCAGAGACGCGUGGUCGAGAUGGAGAAGAGACGUGUCGUGGAGCACGAACAGGAGACUGUCACUGAUCUACGCGUGUGGCGCACCAAUCCCGGCUCUGUGUUUGACUAUGACCCUGCUGAGGACAACAUUCAGUCCAGGAGUCUGCACAUGAUGUCAGUCCAAGCCCAGCGACGCAGCAAGGAGCACUCCCGCUCUACCAGUGCUAUGAGUGGUGUUGGCGAUGAGAAGUCUGAGGUGUCUGAGGACCCAGGACACCACAUGUCGCUGUACAGCAACGGCUUCACUCUCCCCUCUAUGGGCUACACACACACCAAGACCGUGGAGCUGCAGCAGAGGUCUUCCUCUGUAGCCACCCAGCAGACCACAGUGUCCUCUGUCCCCUCCCACCCCUCCACCACCGGGAAAACGGUGCGUGCCAUGUAUGACUACUCCUCUGCCGACAGUGACGAGGUGUCCUUUAAGGAUGGUGAUGUCAUCGUAAACGUGCAGGCCAUCGAUGAAGGUUGGAUGUACGGCACCGUGCAGCGCUCAGGCAAGACUGGCAUGCUGCCGGCCAAUUAUGUUGAGGUUAUCUAAAGACAAGGCCCGCCCAUCCCCCCAAUCCUUCCUCCAGAGUGUGCGAGAUAUCCACUGGGCUCCCUGAUUGGCCCCUACCUGCGGCUGAAUCUGUCACUUCGUAAACCUUUUGUGUAGACUAGUGCUUAAAAUUAGAUUUUAGUAGCUGUGUAACUAUUAGUCUACUAUAGUAUAUUGUCUACAUGAAAUUGACACCGUUUCAUUGUCCCCCGUGGAUGACGUAGAAAUAAACAUACCUAUAUAUAGACUACUGUCGAAUGUUAAACCUCUUCCAAGACCUUGUUUCGCAAUAAUAUGACAAAAUCCCAUUGUGUAAAUUGCAGGCAAAUGUAUUUAUCAGUUAAAUAUUCUUAAAGCUGUAACAUUAACUUUCACACAAGAGAUGGGCUACAUGCAAUUUAAAAGUGAACGUAUGGAGAGAAUAAAGUUGUAUUAUCACCUAAGUCUACAAGGGGUUGAUGAAAAUAAAUUACAAAGUUGUUUAACCUUAAUCCUUACCGAGGCAUCAGCCAUCGCCUCAAUGAUCUAACCUUAAACCAUGGGUCUGUUCAGGAUGUAACAUUACAGAAAGUUCAGAUAGAAAUGUAUUGUGUAGAACAAAUGUUUGUUUGUCAGAGAAUAGGGAACCGUGUCAGCUCUAUUCACUGUAUUUCCAUCUACAACGUUCAGAGUGUUUCACACCCCAGUUUCUGAAGAGUUGUGCGUUCUGAAGUUGUAAAGGAGCAGCCUCUUCCCUCCUGAAGGCUGGCCAAUAGUUGCAUGUGUGUUUUGUUUCUUUUAAUUACCUAGGUCUGGGGGUCAAGGAGGUCAUAUACAUUAAAUCAGUAGCUAAUAAAGCACACCACGCUCUGCACUA